GGGGCGGUGGGACCCCGCCGUCACCCCGAGGGGCGGGUCUGCGGUCCCGGACUCGGAUGCUGGUGCGGGAGCCGCCCCCACGGGGGCCCCUGUGCAAGUGGAUGCACGCCAGUGACCGCCACCUCUACCCCGAGAGCGUCCGUGGGACGGGCAUGGAGGGAGACGCCCAGGGCGCUCUGCACUUUGUGCCUUGCACAGCCCCAGUGUGGAGUCACCCUCCCCAGGCCCCCAGGGAGGCCUUCUGUGUAAGUGGAUCGGCAUCAGGGUAGUCUCUGGACUUGGCUCCGUGGAAGAACAUCUGGGAACCUCAGGGACUUCCUCAGUGAUGUUGGUGAACCUCAGGUGAUCUCAGCCCAUGCCCCUAGAGAUGCCCAGAAAGAACCUUUGGCUGGAGAAAUGGAAUCCAUUUGUGGCAUCAUAGCUCCAAGGACUUUGGCCCUGACCUCCUGAGGGACUCAGCGUGCCCUCGCUUGUCCCCCUCAACAUAGUGGAAAGGAGUGGGGACUCUAUGGGGCUGUGGCCUUUGUUCAUUCCAUUUCUCACACUGCCCCAGUAGUGUCUCUUCUGAAUGAUAGCCUGGUUGGCUUCACGCUGGACUUUCGGGGAGACUGGAACUGCUUGUAAGAGCACAGGGCCCAAGGGGUACCAAGACCAGUGAGGCCUCCAAAUCAAAGACAAGAUACCUGAGCCUGUGAGCUUGACUAUCCAGAAACACUAAGACCAAGUUUCUGGAGGAAGGACUAGGGGGGAGGGAAGCAUUCUUGAGAACUCAUGUGCCAGGCACUGUGCUAGAUCUGUUUAAACAUCUUACAUAAUACUUAACAACAGCUUCAUCAAAUUGCCCCCAUUUAAACAUUAGGUAUUUGUGACGCAGGCUUAGUACUUUGCCCGAGAUCACAAAUGACGAGUUAAAUGUUCUUCAAAUUUAACUCAGAGAAAAGUGUCAAAGAGGGACAGAAGAAAGAGAGGAUGUUUGUUACUAAGUUGUGCUGAAGGGUCAAGCAUGGAGCUUUGCAUAUGUUCCGCAGAGGUGAUCCUUAAGGGGAGGGGGACAGUUUAUCAGAACGUGCGGCCACUGGAGCAGUUAUCCACGUAAUCCCCUGGUUUCAAUGCAUGGCUUCCUUUGUUGGCGGCACUACUGUAAUGGUGUGGUGGUCUUUGACAGGAAUUGCUUGGGAGAACUAGGGGGGCCACCUUCCCUGCUGCAGGACCUUGGGGGUGAAGAAGCAGAGAGACUGUCACUUCUAGGAGUCACCCACACUUCCCUUGCGGCCCUGCAUGUGCACCAGUGGACAGUAAUCCGCAAAUGCCACCCAGGACGCUGUUGACAAGUUCUGUGUGAGAAGCAGGAGGGUGGAAAGGAUGGGAGCCAAGAGAGGCUCGCUGGUAAUCUGUCGUCUGGGAGAGAACCAGAUACCCCGUCUCACCCCUCAACACUUCCAUUCCAGCUGACUCCUCAGGGUUACUGCCAGGAGAACGGCGACUAGAAACAGACUCCCGGGACACUGGCUGGAGAAACUGGAUUCCUAAAGCAGCAGGCAGAGGAGAACAGCUGGACCACUUGGGCUGCCUCAAAGAGGAGCCAUGGGGGUGUUGAUGUCCAAGCGGCAGACAGUAGAGCAGGUGCAGAAGGUGAGCCUGGCUGUGUCAGCCUUCAAGGAUGGGCUACGGGACAGGCCUUCCAUUAGACGUGGGGGUGAGCUGCCAGGGUCCCGCCGUGGCACUGUGGAGGGCUCUGUUCAGGAAGUACAGGAGGAGAAGGAAGCAGAGGCGAGCGCCCCCGUGGUCCAGGAAGAGAGCAAUAUCAACCGCGCAGCCUGGGAGCGGCUCCGAGAUGGGCGUGGCGUCGAGCCUGAGGAGUUUGACAGGACCAGCCGAUUCACGCCCCCUGCCUUCAUCCGCCCCACCCGGAAGCUGGAUGAUGACAAACCUCCAGACAUCUGCUUGGAACCCCGGGAGCCUGUUGUCAACGAUGAGAUGUGUGACAUCUGUGAAGUCUGGACCGCUGAGAGCCUCUUCCCAUGCCGAGUCUGCACCAGGGUUUUCCACGAUGGCUGCCUGCGCCGCAUGGGCUACCUCCAAGGGGACAGUGCAGUGGAAGUGACCGAGAUGGCCCAUACAGAGACGGGCUGGAGCUGUUACUACUGUGACAACCUUAACCUGCUGCUUACUGAGGAGGAGAUGUACAGCCUCAUGGAGACCUUUCAGCGGUGUAAAGUCAUCCCUGAUUGCUCCCUGACACUAGAGGACUUUGUGCGCUACCGCCACCAAGCAGCAAAGCGAGGGGAGAGCAGCAGGGCCCUGACUGAUGAGCAAGAGGAGCAGGCAGCCCGCCAGUUUGCAGCCAUGGACCCUGAGCAGCGGGGUCACGUAGAGUGGUCCGACUUCUUGUCCCACGAAUCCCUUCUGCUGCUGCAGCAGCUGCGUCCCCAGAACUCUCUCUUGAGGCUUCUUACGGUCAAGGAGAGGGAACGAGCCCGGGCCACCUUCCUGGCACGGGGCAGAGGGAACACCAUCAGCGAGGCGGAGUGCCACCAUGCCCGGCACUCCUGGUUUUGUAAACGCCUUACCCAGGCUCCUUCCUGCAGUGUCAGCAUCAGCCACGUGGGUCCUAUAGCAGACGGCAGCCCAGCUGCCAGCAGUAGCAAGAGUCGGGAGAAGACCCCGCUGCCCACGGGGCAGGAGUCCAGAUAUGUGGAUUGGCCCACCUUCCUAAGAGAGAACGUCAUCUACAUCUUGGCUGCUCGUCCUAACAGUGGCGCCAUCCACCUGAAGCCCCCAGGAUAGGUGGGGCAGAGAAGUUCAGUUCUGGGACGGUGGCAUCCUCUCUCUCUCCUUUCCUUUCUUUUUCCUUUACCAACCUCUGGCACUGAGACUCAUGGGGAUGGGACACUGCCAACAUCUUAAUUUGUCAUUAAGCUUUAUGGCACUGAAGCCACCGUUCCCCUCACAACAGAGGCAGUAUGUAUAUUGCCACAGUAAGAGGCCCCGAGAGCUGUGGCAUUACCUGCUAUGGAUCACCUCCUGCCCGCACAUCAUAAAACUACCUGCCACCUCACGCAUACGUGUGUGCACAUGCACAUACAGCCACAUACAUGCCUGGACAUCCAUGCCUUCAAACUCCUGGUUCUUUCUUCGAUGAAAAAGGACCAAAACCCUUUUGUUGAGCCCCCCUGGUUUAGAUAAGAGGGUCUCUUCUCACUCUUUGUAUUGGCCAGUUCUGAUUCCCAGGGGAAAGAAGGGGACAGAUUAAAUUCACUUCCCCUCCAGGAAGUGCUGAGAGAUCCCCCUGCCCACGGGGAAACGCCCUUCGGUGAUGACCACUGUUAUUUGUAAGUGUCUGUAUGUCCCUCAGGUGUGCCAUGGUGGGAGAACAGUUCAAAACCAUCCCGAAGUUUGUGUCUAAAUUCUGAUUCCUCAUGAUAGAGAAGGAACCUAGCUUGUGGGUUUCUGCCUGGAGAAAGUGGAGACAGUCUCUCCCAGAGAGCCAGAAUUUCUAGGAACAUUUCAGCCAGGUCAUCCAACUUCACAAGUCCUGAGCAGGACAGGAAAACCAAGAUGAGACUCCUGGUCCCUAGUCUUCAAAUGGCCCAAAGCUCUAGGGACCCGAGAGGAACAGAUACACUGGCAGGGAUCACUCUGUGAGAUGCUUUAGCCUAAGUGAUGGCCUCAGAGGCCAAUGAGGAUGCAGAAAAGAAAGCCCGGGCUUUUCCUACUUUCCAGCCCAACUCAGCCACUGACAUAGAACAGUGGCAUCAUAUGGAGGGUAAGCCAGCCUCUUACAUAGCCUAGAGGCGCUCUGCAGAAUGCCUACGCAGUUGUGCUUUUUAAGAAGAGACAACAAAGGCAUGAGAAGAUUUGUAUCUCAACUGUCAAGAAGUCCUAGUCAGCGUCAGAAGGGGGACAGUGUGUUCUUCUCCCGUCGCCCCAGUUGCUGCCUCUCCCUGAUGCUCGCUCUGCGUCUUCCCCUCUGUGCUAGGAGAUGGAGCUAGCCUGAGAGGACCUUGUGGACAAGUGGAGAACGCCAUGGGCGUAGCAAGCUUGGCCUCUAGGCUUUGUUCAACCCCAUCACCCAGUUCUGAAGCUCUCAAGUCAGUACAUGGGGUGGGUCAGCCCUAAGACCUAGGGAUCCAGUUCUGGAUUUCUAUCUUUCAAACAGAUGACUUAGGUGUGGCCAGUUCCGACGACUAGUUCUUCAAGAGAGAAUUGAGCCAAGUCCCGCAGAAAGCUUGCCUUGUCUCCACGGCUGAAAGCACUUGUACUAAAGUGGAUGCUUUCGGGAGAAGGCACACGCUGCUCGGUGUUGAGAGGUUCGGAUGCUGUGGGCAUCUCCAGCCAAGCCUUGCUGAGAGCCCUGCAUGCUCUCCUUCUGUAGGACCUGCCUUACCUAGAAGCGGGGUAGCAUACUGCUGGAGACAGAUUAUUUAGGGCCGAAAUGAAACAGGCAGGAGAUACAUUUUGAAACCCACAGCUUUUAAAAACUAUUACUUAAAGCUGGGCAUGGUGGUACAUAGGCACAGAGGGGCAGAGGCAGGUGGAUCUCUAUAAGUUGAAGGUCAGACUAAUCUAAACAGCAAGUUCUAGGCCAGCCAGGAUUACACAAGUGAGACUUGGUCUCAAAAACAACAAUGAAAACGACUCGGCCAUGCUCCCAGGACUGAUCAGUAAGAUGGCCUGUUAUUGAAUCGAGUCGAAAACAAAGCACAAACCUGCUGGGCUCAAGGACUGCAUCUGCAGCAGCCAACCCUGGGGUUUUCCAUUGAGAAGAGUAAAGCAGGCUAAAUUCAGGGGCUCUUGCUCACUCUCCCGAUGAGUCAUCUUUCUCUCUCUCUCUCUGUGGCUGUGGGCCACCGAACGGCGCAGAGAUAACUCAUCUCUGGGCUUCGGGGAUUGGACAGUGCUUGUCUGCCACUCCCCAGCUGUGGACACUGGGAGUCCAUCUCUUCUUGUUCCGUGGUCCUUUACAGACCAAGACGAUGCUUACCACUUUGGAGCAGCUGUUUCUUGCUCCUGUACAGUUGAGUGGCAGAAGCCCACAGGCUGAAUCGGACUGUGCAGAGCCAGCCCCACAGCUCAUCCUCAACAGGACCAGACCUGUCUGGGAUCACCUCUCUACCCAGGACGGCACAGGACAGCUGACCUCUUCUCCAUAAGCAUCCAGUGUUGUCCCAAAGGGAGGGACCACUGCUCCCUAGUCCAUUGUUACAGAAGCCCACCCCAGCCCUAUGUCCAUAAUCUCUCUUUGAUGUGGGCUUCCUGAAGCCCCCUGCAGUGUUUAUAGAGGAACACUUUCAUCAACCUAGUAAGACUCAUUCCCUUUCCAAGCCUUUCUAUCAAUCACUGUGACUGUCUGAAAUUCUGCCAAGUGCAAAGAUUAAUGUCUGGCUCUGAUGAGGGUCUGAGAAAUGUUUCAGUCUUUCCUGUCUUGGCUGCCGAAAGUUAAGAUCAAUACUUCUCUCAACACCGUCCAUCCUGAGCUCCAACCGAGAGAGGCUUGGGUUGCAUAUAUACUUCUCUGAAGACCAAGCCUGGUUUUCAUCCAGAAGUUCUCAUCCCUAUAUUCAGAUUAACUAAGGGAACAUCAGGAUGCCACAGCAGAGCCGCAGGGUCAGAGUUGCUGAGAGUGGCUCAGCACUGCAUAACCUCUCCAGGUCUGUCCCUUGGCCUCCUUCCCCCACAAGACAUUUGAGCAGCGGCCCCUAUGGUAUCCCAGGGAUGAAGCAGUUUCCUUAUUCUUAGGUACUGAUUCAACUCAAGUGCUCUUCCUUUGAGGAAAGCUGCAGCAGAAGCCAUGAAUACAUUGCCUCUUUCUACCCUCCGCCCAAGCAAUGGGCUGGCAGGGUAAACACUUGCCUUCCUGGCCCUAGUGCUUCCUAAGGGAGGUCGCCUGGACCUUGUUUAAGUGGCCAAGUCUUGGAGUUCCCCCAUUCCUAUCACCAAAACAGAAAGCACAGAAUUCAACUGCCUGGGAAGAGGGCACUCCACUGGGAAGUGGGUGCCAGGGUUGUCCCAUGCCUUAGUCCAAAGCACAAUAAUCAUUGCAGGCAUCAUGGCUUCCCAAAGUGCAUAAAUCUGUAAGGCUAAGAGAAAGGAUCAACAGAAACUGUCUAGUAGGGGCCCACCCAGCCGUGACUCCCCGAGAGCCAAAAGCAAGCAACCUUGAGGCAUGAAACUUGAACUGGCAGCAGGCUCUGGUAGUCCGUGUCUCCUUCCAACCAGCAGAGUAAAGACACAGACACAGGUGUGCACCGCAUAUGUAUGUGGAGAGACACAAGUAUAUAGAGUCAUUCAUGGCCCAGAGCAUGGAAAAUAGGGGCAGGUCUUGUCUGGACUGAUGGUUAAGAGACCCGUUUCCAUUCUGGAAAUCCAUUCCGAAAACUGUAUCACUCGGCAGCAUCUUCAUAGUGCAAGCAUCGAAGAGUGCCGUUACACAGACCGAACAGCUACCACGCUAGUCGGCAAUAUAACCUGUGGGACCACCAUCGUGCAUGCCAUCUGUUGUUGGCUGAAAUGUCACUAGGUGGCACGUGACUAUUCUGUGCUUGGCACUAAAAGGCCAAACAACCUUGGUGCCAAAAUUUCAGAACAUCCUGACAGCACCUGUAACCAUGGCCCCUUUCUAGCCUGCCAUUUACAGUGGAGCCAAACCACCGCGUCCUCCUUGCCAUCUGGGUUUUGUUUGCUCGCUGUAUCUCUCUCGUCCUGCAGCCCAGACAAAGGAGCUCUUGAGUGGGCAUGAUCAGUAUACGGCCUGGUCCCACAGCUCAGCCCGGGAAUAUGGUGAAGCAGAGCGUUCCUCCUUCUGUUGCUGGCCUAUUGCCACUGUGUUUGGCAACCUUGUAAAGAAAAUGAUAGGCUACAGAAUUCCCACUAGACCAACACUCAAGAAAAGUUGCUUCCCUCUGGGAUGCAUGCCCCAGGGGCCCAGAGCUUGGAGUCACGGGUUAGGUCUUAUCUAGACAAAUAGUUUAGAAGCCCAUCCCAUUCUAGUUUGAAAUAGAAAGGGUUGCCCUUUCUAUAUCCAUAAUCAGCAAAGGCCUUCAAGUUCAGCCUCCAAGCAUUAGGGGAUAUCCGUGGUUUGUUUCCAGCCAAACAGACUGGGAGGGGGCUCUGAGAUCCCUUCAGUAAGGGAGAACCCAAGGCCCUCUGGCUCCUUGUGCCCUUCCCGUGUACUUUCCUGCUGAAGGUAACUUGACAGUAAUCAGAGGGGACCAACCCCAAGCCCUGUCUUCCUGUCUACAGCUGCAUGAUCCUCCCUAUGACAGCCUUCACAGUCCUCCAAGCAGGAGCCCCCAGAGGCCGGGCACUGCAGACACCAUAAUAAACAGAUUGCAAUGUU
Molecule: messenger RNA, 7339 nt
Organism: Mus pahari (shrew mouse)
Lineage: Eukaryota; Metazoa; Chordata; Mammalia; Rodentia; Muridae
Gene: Phf24
Product: PHD finger protein 24
Exons: 9
Coding region: 1585-2787 (400 amino acids)
Source: RefSeq, a predicted model, not a curated record